AUGGCCGCUCCUGUCAGCUUGAAGGAUCUUACAAUCGACAACAUUACUGAAAAUGUCCACGCCAUCAACUCGCAGUGCGGCAAUCUGCGGUUGAAAUAUAUCCUGGAGCGAACGGUCGCGCAUCUGCACGAGCUUGCGAGAGAAACAAGACUCACUACAGACGAAUGGAUGACAGCCAUCCUCUUCCUAACGCAAGUUGGUCAGAUUUCAUCCGACGUCAGACAGGAAUUCAUUCUACUAUCAGACGUCUUGGGCCUGUCUCUUCUCGUGGAUUCAAUCGAUCAUCCCAAACCGAAGGGCAGCACUGAGGGCACCGUCCUGGGGCCCUUCCACACUCACGAGGCAGAGCACGCCAAUGCCGGAAGCCUCAUAUCGCAUGAUCCAGACGGCGAGCCCCUCCUUGUCUUAUGUACCUUGAAAGACACCGACGGAAACCCAAUCUCAGGUGCCGAAAUUGAUGUGUGGGAGACCGACUCGAAGGGGUUCUACGACGUGCAGUACACGGACAGGGGCGGACCGGAUGGCAGGGCCGUGUUGACGAGCGAUGACAUGGGCAAAUUUUGGUUCAAGGCCAUCGUCCCGGUGCCGUACCCCAUUCCGCACGAUGGGCCGGUAGGGAAGCUCCUCAAGGUGCUGAAUCGCCACCCGUACCGGCCAAGUCACAUGCACUUCAUGUUCAAGAAGGAUGGCUUCAUUGAGCAUCCACUGACAUGCAUCUGCUGCGCGCUGUAUCUCAAGGAUGACCCUUAUGAAUCUACCGAUGCCGUUUUUGGCGUCAAGGACUCGCUCGUAGUACAGUUGAAGAAGCUUGAGGAUGAAGAACUAGCGAAGAAAUACGAUGUCAAACUAGGUUCUGCUUUGAUUACCUAUGACUUUGUCCUGGUCAAGGAUGAGGCUGCGGCUGCACUGCGCAGACAGAAGGCGGAAGAAGCCAUGGCAAGUUUGGGGCGUACAUUCAGAUUCAUUGAUGACCUUCCUGUUCCCCAUGUAGAUUAG
Metarhizium acridum CQMa 102 is the source of this 996-nucleotide messenger RNA. NCBI's taxonomy places the organism in Eukaryota, Fungi, Ascomycota, Sordariomycetes, Hypocreales, Clavicipitaceae. The record is from RefSeq and is a predicted model, not a curated record.